Molecule: messenger RNA, 1155 nt
Organism: Nicrophorus vespilloides
Lineage: Eukaryota; Metazoa; Arthropoda; Insecta; Coleoptera; Silphidae
Product: suppressor of tumorigenicity 14 protein-like
Exons: 6
Source: RefSeq, a predicted model, not a curated record
AUUUGUUGUACUAUAUUCAGGAUGGGUGCAAAAUAAUAGAUCAUCCACUGUCUCAACUUCUUAUAAUCACUAGGGUAGACGAGGAUAGAGAUAAAAGGAUAGAGAGUGGGCGAAUGUGAGGGGUGAAGUGUAGUGUACGUGAGAUGUUCGGUGUUGUAGGAAAACUUUGCUCGUAAAGCAGCCGGCCGGAUCCGGGAACCGUGUUAUACCGCGAGUGAAGGGAGAAGUGGGUUUUGGAGGACAAAUAUAAUGUGGUGGAUAAUCUGCAUAUUCCUGUUCCUGCCGGGAUCAGUGAUAUCGAGGCCACGGUGCGGAGGAACGCACACGGCAGCCCGGGGUGUCAUCCAAUCCCCCAACUUCCCCAACAAGUUCCCAGUUCCGAUUCACUGCGAGUGGAUCAUCGACGCCCAGCACGUGACAUCUCCGAAUUCCACGAUCAAGGUGUACUUCACUCAGCUGUUCGUGUUUGAAGGGUUAUCCUUCAAGGAAUACCAGAUCUACGAUUCCACUUAUCAACUGAAUGGCAGGGAUAUACAUACGGUUACUGAAACUAAUGUGACUAAAGUGAGCGUGAUCGAAAGUAAACAGGAUUAUCUCGUGAUAACCUUAAAGCUGGAUACCAUUGAAAGCACUCAUCUGCGGGUGCUCGAUCAUCUGCUCGAUGUUUAUGGUUUCAACAUCACCUAUGAAAUUAGUCCUGGCCCACCUCGAAUGGAUCGGUGCACGAUGAUGGAUUGUGGUUUCACUGGGACUUGUUAUGAUCACUACACGCGCUUCAGCUGCGAUUGCUUCGAUGGCUACGAAGGGCCGAAGUGUUCGGAAGGACCGAAUUCCCUUUGCACCCCGGAUAUAUGCAAGAACGGCGGCACGUGCACGCACAUCGGGGACUCCGCAGUCAGAUGCGAAUGCGGACCAGGAUUCACAGGAGAGUAUUGCGACGCUCGGUUCACGCCCCCUGCGAAAGAAUGUGAGGAUUGUUUAUUGAGCUGUCCAUUCGAUGGUCGAGAGGAGAACAUCUGCAAAUGUCCUGGGAACGGGGAAUCCCCGAACGAAACACGGAAUACCGAUGCAGUAGUCGCCUAUGCGGUCACAAUUAAGCUCAUGAACGUUUCCAACAUGAAAGCUGCACAACUUAGGGGAUACAUCGAGGGUCAU